This is a messenger RNA of Notolabrus celidotus (New Zealand spotty), 1283 nucleotides long. It is a transcript of the gene myl9b, whose product is annotated as myosin, light chain 9b, regulatory. Gene Ontology annotation, biological process: platelet aggregation; myofibril assembly. The transcript is spliced from 4 exons. Gene Ontology annotation, cellular component: stress fiber; cytoplasm; myofibril. Gene Ontology annotation, molecular function: calcium ion binding. NCBI's taxonomy places the organism in Eukaryota, Metazoa, Chordata, Actinopteri, Labriformes, Labridae. The record is from RefSeq and is a predicted model, not a curated record. Bases 153 to 674 code for a protein of 173 amino acids.
CCCACCGGGAGUCUGAUUCUUUAAACAAACUUUCCUGUUGGACUGACUGUUUCCCUUUCGCACUGCUGUGUCGGACCCAGACAAAAGGAGUUUGAGGGACUUCCAAUUUUUUAAAAAAAAUCUCAAAUCAAGGCCCAGAUUCAGCCGCCAUCAUGUCGAGCAAGCGUGCCAAGGGGAAAACCACCAAGAAGCGCCCCCAGAGGGCCACCUCCAACGUCUUUGCAAUGUUCGACCAGUCUCAGAUCCAGGAGUUCAAAGAAGCGUUUAACAUGAUUGACCAGAACAGAGACGGAUUCAUCGACAAGGAGGAUCUGCAUGACAUGCUGGCCUCUCUAGGUAAGAACCCCUCUGAUGAAUACCUGGAGGGGAUGAUGAGCGAAGCACCAGGGCCCAUCAACUUCACCAUGUUCCUCACCAUGUUUGGAGAGAGGCUGAAUGGGACAGACCCCGAGGACGUCAUCCGUAACGCCUUUGCCUGUUUUGAUGAGGAAGGAUCUGGUGUUAUCCAUGAGGACCACUUGAGAGAGCUCCUGACCACCAUGGGUGAUCGCUUUACGGAUGAGGAGGUGGAUGAGCUGUUCAGAGAGGCGCCCAUUGACAAGAAGGGUAACUUCAACUACGCAGAAUUCACCCGCAUCCUCAAGCACGGGGCAAAAGACAAGGAUGAUGAGUAAAAGGGGAAACCAGCUUCCUCCUGCACCACAAAUGAAUCCCCAGUUUUUACCUUCAUUGGCCUUGGAGGCCUUACAAAAAUUGAAUGGGAAUGUUUGUGUUAAAAUCUUUUUUAAAAAAAAGAUGUUGACAUUGUGUUACUUCAAUUUUUAUCAUAAAAGGUUUUAUAAAGGUAGGAGCUUGGAAUUCAUUUAGGCUCUGCAGUAGUUCUUACCCUUGUAGUUUGCUACAGGGAGCCUGGUUGGACUUUUUAGGUGCAUCAAACAUCAUGUUUGUGUGUGUAAUAGGCUUUUUUAUGGACUGCCAGAUUCAUUCAGUGCCAGCAAUGUUUACCUCCUCCUGCAAACCAGCUGCCACACCUGCACAAGCACUGCAUUAAGUCUGCAUAUUUGUGACAUUUGUAGCCCUGUAUGUAAGGAAUUGAUUAAAAAUUAAUCAUUCUUGUUGUUUUUUAAAAAACGUAUCUGUACUUCCACUUGUUUUUUACAAAGCUUUCCUUCUUCCAUCAGUUGGUUGUAUGUGUUUGUUGAAGGAUCAGGUAUGUCUGCAUAUGUAUUGAAGGAAUGUACGCUAAUAAAGGAAGUUCUUUUCAUGCCACUGACUGCAAAACA